AUGAUUGACGAAAAUGCUAGAGCCGUUGUACUGGAGGACUUCCCUCUCACAAUGACCGUCCUUGUCUUGGUGUUUCUUGGUCUGGCUGUCAUCACGGUCGGAAUUCGCACCAUGGUCGUUUACAUCGCCGACUCAGGUCUUGCCGUACACGCAGUCAAAGUCGGCAUCGGCUCCAAAGACGAUCAUCUCAAUACAUGGAUGCAGUCUGAAGCGCAAAAGUUCUACAUCAUUUGGAUAACGGUCUAUGUCGUUGCCGUCGCAUUGAUCAAAACUUCGGUAUGCGUCACACUCAGAAGAAUUGCAGCCAAGUCCGUUCCGCUUAUCCAGUAUGCCAUCUGGGGUCUGUUUGCUCUUACGUGGGCAUCGUUCUGCGUCACCUUUUUCGGUAUCCUUACCUUCUGUCGACCUGUUGAAGGAAACUGGAACACGACUCUUGUUUUGGAGGGAAAAGCGAACUGCGCGACGACUGAGACACUUAUUGGCAUUAGCCAUACGAAUACCGCCACAAGCAUUGUUACCGACGUCGGCUGUAUCGUGCUUCCGGGAAUCUUGCUUUGGAAGACCCAGAUGACAAUCAGAGCUAAGCUGCAAGUUCUAUGCCUUCUUUCUCUGGCCUCAGUCGCCUCUAUUGCGACCAUUGCGCGUGCCCCUUUUAUCUCUCACUACAAGCGACCGACAGAUAAUCUCAAGUAUUAUAUCGGCUACAUCGUACUUUUCUCUUGCGUCGAGAUCGGCAUCGGCUGCAUCGCCGCCUCCCUUCCAUCACUACGAAUAUUAUACAAACGAGUCCGAGGCCAAGAGUCACAAGGCUCAACGGGGACACCCAACGCCAAUACACUCAUCACGAUUGGUGGUGGAAAGAUAGGCGACAGCAGCUCUCGGGGGCCCAAGCGCGUGUUUACGAAUCCUACGGAUCGAGGCAUAACGUCAACGCACGUUAACCGAGAGGACAACAACUGGGAGCGAUUGAGUGAUGAAGACUCUGAUAAGGGUAUAUUGGUGAAUGGGCAGAGUGGUAUACGUGCUGAUUAUACGUACUCGGUUGAGCUGGAGACGUAUAAUACUGGGAAUUCUAGAGUUCCGCCGCAAAUCGCCUCCUCAGAGAGGUGA
Molecule: messenger RNA, 1110 nt
Organism: Fusarium oxysporum Fo47
Lineage: Eukaryota; Fungi; Ascomycota; Sordariomycetes; Hypocreales; Nectriaceae
Exons: 4
Coding region: 1-1110 (369 amino acids)
Source: RefSeq, a predicted model, not a curated record